AGAAUGCGCCAUGCCAGUGAGAGACUUAAUGCUGCAAAGAGAGGUUAGAGAGGAUGCUGGGUGGUGCAUCAACUUCUCACAUUUACACAUUCAUUCCAUCUGUCACAUGAUGUCAUUGUGAGCGAGUGUUCCCCCAAGGCCUAUGCUCAAGAAAGACAAUGGCUCCGGCCCUGUCGGAGUCUAGUCAGUGUCAGGUUCCAGAGUCGCCACCAACAGCAUCCUCACCUCCAGUAGAGGUUGAUCACCCUGAGGGAUACCUUAGUGUGAAGCGAGACCUGACAUCCGGCUAUCUGCAUCCCGGUCUGACUUAUGCGGAUGCUGUUGACUCCUUCACAUCUGCUGCUGCUGCUGCAGACUAUUCCCCAACUCAAAGGAUGAGCUGCACUCCUCAACGAGUUACCCUCUCAACCUCGUGUGGCAGGGAAAUCCAAAUUCCUGGUCCUGUUGAAGGAAAGUUUCACCCUAAGGUUAGUAAUGGAAUCACAGCUGCAGUGGGUCUUGUGACAGCUCUCCAUUCUGAAGCUUCAACUAUCACAGCAUCGCAGAAGACCAUCGACAGGACUGGAACAUCUAAGGUUGCCCUGAGGGAUCGAUCCUUGGAUGAUGUGAGGCAGAGGGAAUGGGAGAUGCGAAGAAGGCAGCAGGCUAUCUUGCGUAGAUUGCGCAGGCUUCAGACCAGACUUGUCGUCAAGAACAUCAAGGACCAGCUGGAGAGAUUGGUGCAGUAUGGGGUUGAGAAUCUUCAGGUGCAGAGCGUCCAUAGAACCCAAGAUCCUUUCCUGGUUGGCUUGUACAAAGAGCUUGAGGAACUCCCCAACCUUGGAUCCCUCUCAAUCAGUGCGCUUUUGAACCUGGUUCGCAAGAUUGAACAGGCGAGUGUCAGUGUGCCUUUGAGGCAGAUCUCGUAUGCGGGGCACUUUGGUGUAGACUCUGUGAAUGGUGUCACCAAUUCCGUUCCCAGUGUGAUAGUUAGAUGGAAGAGUAGCCGGGAUGCCAGUCGUGUGUUAGAUGCAGCUGCAAGGCUCUCAAAGCAGACACAGACUUGUGAACCUGAUGAAGAUGACUUGACUGAUAGUAGCUCUGGAGGAGAAAGUUGUGAUGAAUUUGAUGGGUAUAAGAAGAAGCAGCACUUGAUAUCAGUGAAUGACAGUCAUGCCAGUGAUUAUUCUGGAACUCCACCGCAGUUGGAGAAGAGAGCACUUUGGAAAUGGGCAACAGAUCGGGCAUCAUUAGCAUCAAAGUGGUGCUGGCUGCAGCUUCAAUUGGCUGAUUUAGACCUGAAGUUGAAGAAAUACAAGGAACUGUCCAGUCAGCUGAAUGGUGAGAAGGAGUGGGCUGAGCAGGACUGCUGUGCAAGGGUGGUGCCACUGCUAAGGUAUCCUAGGAGAAAAAGACACUCUCUACAUUUGGGCCCGGGUUCCCGCUGUCUGUGCAUGGACAGUUGUCCUCCCAAAGAUGAUCCUAUCCAAGACCACUCAUAUUCCAAGUUGCGGAAGAGGUCCUUCUGGGAAAAUGUGGCAUCCUGUGAUGUCUCAUAUCAUCAUGUCCUUUCCUUGCCUGAAGAUGUGACCCUUGGGGCUCAGUUACAAGGUCUGCUGAAGGUUGAUGAGAGGAAGCGAAUGGGUCUCUUCCAGGAAUUGUCUUCAUCGAUCCCACAACGCAAUGAUGUAGAUCAUCCAAAGGAAGGGCGGAAGACCCCCACCACUCCAUCUCACCGUCGAGUUAUCCAAAGAACCAAGUCUCUUUCCUCAUAUGCCAAGAAGGCGUUGAUGGAUAGUGGGACAAAACUGACUAACACAGACAUGGAGAGUUUGAAGAGAAAACGAAGGGCUGCCCAAGCUGUUAUUGAAUCAAUGAAAUCAACAGGAGAUACAGAUGAAGCAGCUCCAAAGCUGAGUGCCACAAAGUCUGUCCCAGCAUCCCGAGAGCAUUCCCCAUCGCGCUCUGAGUGUGAUAGCCGAUCCAGCAGUGAAAGCAAGCAUCAUCACAACCAUCUUGACAAAAAGCGGAGGCAGUCAGAGCACUCCUUUGACAUAAACAACAUUGUGAUACCAUACAAUGCUGCUCCGAUCCGAUUUGAGCGCCUCCCCUACAAAGAAAUUGUCACUCCUGGGUGGAUUGUGGAAGAGAUCACCCCAUUGAAUUCUGCUAGUCAUGGUGGCACUGAGAUGGAAGGAGAAGAGUGGGAAGACACUAGGGAUGAGGCUUUCAGGGAAAGGCACAGUCGGUGUGAGGUAGCUGAAAGGCUUCGCUUUCUUGGCCAGCCAACCGCCUCUCUCCGCCGCCCUCCUGACUCUGAUCUCACUCCUGAAGCAGUGAGUCCAGUGACAGGGGAUCAAUGGAGUGAGGCAAGCUGGAGUCCACCGACAACUCCUCUUCUCAUUCCAGAGGAAGGGAACCACCGGGUUCGAAGUGCCUCCUACUCCUCGUCAUCGUCGUCUCAGUCGGCUUGGAAGGGACCACAGACGAGACACCAGCGUCUCUUGGAUUUCUCCACCACCUCUACAUCUGCCUCCUCUUCAGGCACCCUCUCUUACCUGCAUCAGUCCAGUGCUGUAGAGGCACAGCCAUAUGAUGGGAGGAGGUUCCCUUUGCCAGAUAGGGAAUUGGAGAAAAUGAGAGCAUCAUCCCCAGUGAUUCUCCAUUCCCAUAUUCAUUCUCCUUCUGAAGAGGAGAGCUAAGCUAUGGAAGCAUGAGAUGCCCAUCUUCCAUGUUUGUCUCUUGUUGCUCUGUGUGGUUUCUCCCCCACUGUAAAUAAAUAUCAUCAGACCAGCAGAAGAACAAGCUAGUAAAAGUGUCUGCCUGUCUUGAAAAAAUAAGUGAUUGUUCAUCCUGUGGGGUUGCAGCUGAAUGUUCAAUUUCCGAAAACUGGCUUUGUCGACAUCUUACCUCAUCUGUGGCAUCCUUCAGUCUACAUGUUUCGAAAGGGGAGAAGUUAUGGAAUGAAAGGAUGUUUUUCAAAGGAA
Molecule: messenger RNA, 2966 nt
Organism: Darwinula stevensoni
Lineage: Eukaryota; Metazoa; Arthropoda; Ostracoda; Podocopida; Darwinulidae
Source: the annotation of a GenBank genome assembly